This is a messenger RNA of Alternaria burnsii, 1626 nucleotides long. RefSeq lists its product as uncharacterized. Bases 1 to 1626 code for a protein of 541 amino acids. The transcript has 3 exons. NCBI's taxonomy places the organism in Eukaryota, Fungi, Ascomycota, Dothideomycetes, Pleosporales, Pleosporaceae. The record is from RefSeq and is a predicted model, not a curated record.
AUGUUCGAUUGUCGAACGUCUGACAACACAGAUUCGGAGUAUCCCCAAGAGACGUAUUAUGGCGGUUUACUUCCCCCACUAUUUAGUGGAGAUCUGGAUUCCUUCCAGUUCGAGGGAAUGUUCGGCGGUAGUACGGAUGCAGAAUUGGAUAGCUUCUUCACUGAGAUGUUCAGAAUACCGUCAUUUCCACGAGUCGGCUCCUUCGACCCUGCAGGUCCGAUACUGGAAGAGUCUCAGCCUAUCUAUAAACAGCGGUAUCACUCCGACGCCCAGGUCCUCGAAUCUUAUUACAAGCACAUACAUCCUGUUUUCCCGAUCCUGCCUCCGCCGACGGAGGAACCGAGGAUUGACUCUUUGGAAGAGGACGCCAGCAGUAAUGGCUCAUUUCUUUCGCAAACUUCGUCACCUUUGAUCCUAGCUCUAUCUUCAGUUCUGUAUUUGUCAGAUGCAUUGAAACCUCCAAGUGUCGUCAACGAUGGAAACCUUGUCCAAAAUCUAUACCAGCGGGCGGCAGACUUGGUUGAGCGGUUCUCCCUUUCGUCUCCCCUCUCUCAAGAUACAGUCCUCCCAUCGGCAUUCCAUGCGCAUGUACCUCAGCAAUUGGAAGUGCCACUGGCAUGCUGUGUUCUUAGCUUGUACCAGUAUCUUCGCUGGGGCAAUAUUGAAGAGAUGACGCGUUUGGCACAAAAAGCUCAUAGCAUAAUCAAGGCUAUGUCUUCACCGGUAAACCAGGUUGACGUCCAUACCGUCAAUAUACCGCAUCCUACCACCCUGGGUAACUCGGAGAUGUGGACCCAAUACGUCUCCGCCGAAGAAACUCUCGUUGCUGCCACUCUCCUUCUAGUAGCAUUGGUCAAAGGCAGCGACUCUGAGACCGAGGUGCCAGCUUUCAACCGAAAUAUUCGUCUACUAGACAAAGUCAUCGUCCAACAGCUGGCUGCAAUACCCGACGCCCCGUCAACAAGUCAUGACAUCUCGUACCGCACAGAAGAAAGACUCGCCAUAUCCCUACGCGCCAUAGCAAAGAUACGACUACACAGUGCACGCAUAAAACUACACAGAUAUCGCGCCUUCAUGCACCACCCCACUAUCCUCCAGAAGUUUUCGCCAACCACAACGACUCGAGGCCAUCACCAUCGCGUCAUUAACACGGAACACACCAGCAACGGUAAUACACAGCAUGGCCAUCGCGAAACACGUCCAACCACCCAAAUCUUCCCCUUCUCGACCCACCACGCACUAACCACAUGCCUCGAGUCGGCCACCACAAUCACAACCUCACUAUCCCACCUCCUCUCCCUAGGCACGCGUGCGGCUCCACAGAUCUGCUCAGCAGCCUUGGCGAGCUACACACUGAUGAUGAUAUUCCACUUUGAACACCAACUACCACAGCCCCAAUCGCAGUCCCGGUUGCAUCCAUCCUCGCAGUUACGGCCGCGAUUAGCGACACGGAUGAUCAGUCCUUCUGGCGUAAUGCAGGGCUCUAUACAAGCACAAUGCGAGGAAAGCGCCGGUACGGCAAUCGAGGUGCUGGAGAGUUUUGCAGGGGAUUUCGAAUUCAUUGGCGGACUAAGAGGUCAGAUCAACAAGGCUACUCAUGCGACGUUUUGCUCCCGUCCGUCCUAG